This is a messenger RNA of Necator americanus (New World hookworm), 495 nucleotides long. RefSeq lists its product as uncharacterized. Lineage: Eukaryota; Metazoa; Nematoda; Chromadorea; Rhabditida; Ancylostomatidae. Bases 1 to 495 code for a protein of 164 amino acids. The record is from RefSeq and is a predicted model, not a curated record. The transcript has a single exon.
AUGGCAACAGGCGUACUGUGCGACAGGAAAGUCCCUGUUCGACUGAAGUGGAAGAUCUACAGGACGGUUGUGCGUCUUGUUGCCCUUUACGGAUGCGAGUGCUGGCCGACGACGAAAGCCUUGGAAAGAGUGUUACACGCUAUGGAGAUGCGGAUGUUAAGGUGGACAAUAGGUGUAACGCUAAAAGAGAAAGUAUCCAACGACACUGUGCGCUCCAUCUUCGGCGUCGUUCCGAUAACUGAGAAGAUGAAGGAGGCCCGACUGAGAUGGUUCGGUCACGUCUUGCGGCGAGAGGAACAUUCUGUGGCCCAAACCGCCCUGAAGCUCGACGUUUCAGGAGCGAGGCCGCGUGGGAGGCCAAAGAUUCGCUGGUUAGACCGUGUGAAGCUGGAUAUGAUAGAUGCACCUUUGUGUACGGCUGAUGCAAUGGAUAGAACCAAAUGGAAGACAAGAAGCAGAAAAGCGGACCCUGCAACAACGCGGGACAAACGCUAG